UUAGUGCAAAGCUAUCUGCACAUAUAAUCUGUGGCAAGGAGCACUGGGAGACAGCUAAGAGACAGUGACAAUGUCUUUAAACUGGUGGGCAAUUCCUACUCGACUUGGAGUUUUUAAAGUGAACUGCAAAGGACUGGCAUGCCUCUUGGUCUUCACAGUGAGCGUUUGUGGCAGUGCCCCAUGGAUGUGUCCAACAACCUGCAUCUGUGCCAGUGAUAUCGUAAGCUGCACCAAUAAGAACCUCUCCCAGGUGCCAGAAAAUCUUUAUAAAUGUAUGAAAAGGCUGGAUCUGAGUUAUAACAGAAUUGGGUUUUUGGAGCCUGAAUGGGUCCCAGUGCUGUUUGAGAAACUGAACACUUUAAUAAUCAAUCAUAAUAGCAUUAGCAGCAUUAUCACUGGAAGCUUUUCCACAACCCCGAAUCUGAAGUACCUAGACUUGUCAUCCAACAGCCUGAAGACGCUGGGCAGCCCUGUGUUUCAGGAGCUAAGGGCACUGGAGGUUCUCCUGCUGUACAACAAUCAGAUAACACAGAUAGAGUCUUCAGCCUUCGGAGGAUUGUACAAAUUGCAGAAACUCUACUUAAGCUAUAACUUGCUCUCGCAUUUCCCGCUGGACUUGUACACUGGAAAACAUAAACUGACAGACCUUGCGUUGCUGGACAUUUCCUUUAAUCACAUCCAGUCGAUGCCUAUUCAGCGCCUGAGUUCAGUGCCGGCCAAACAUCUUAGUGGAAUUUAUCUUCAUGGCAACCCGUUUUAUUGUGACUGUAUGCUGUACUCCAUGCUAAUCUUCUGGUAUCAAAGGCACUUCAGCUCGGUGGUGGACUUCAAAAACGAGUACACCUGUUUGUUGCGAUCAGACCCAAGAGGUUACAAUAAACUGCCUUUACUGUACGACAACAUUCUGAAUUGCUCCGAAAGCACUGUCAACAGCUCUUUCCAAGCCUUUGGGUUUAUUCACAAUGCCCAGGUUGGUGACAGGCUGAUUGUGCACUGUGACAGCAGAAUCAGCGAUGCGGGCACACACUUUGUUUGGGUUAGUCCGGACAAUAGAUUGCUGGAGCCAGACAGGGAGACCGACAACUUUAAGGUGUUUCGUAACGGCAGCCUGGAGAUAACAGAUGCCCAGCUAGAGGACUCAGGGCUGUAUUCCUGCAUCGCAAUAAAUAAGAAAAGACUAUUAAAUGAAACCAUAGAGGUUAGAAUAAAUGUUAGCAAUUUCACAGUGAACAGGUCCCACGCUCAUGAAGCAUUUAAUACAGCUUUUACCACUCUUGCUGCCUGUGUAGCCAGUAUUGUUUUAGUACUGCUGUACCUCUAUCUGACCCCCUGUCCGUGUCAAUGUAAGGCGAAAAGGAGGAAGAGGAAGCUGAACCAAAGCAGUGCCCACCCAUCCAUACUUAAUUCCACACCGCCACAAGAGCUGCCAGCCGACGAGAGGAAGGCUAGCACUGGUAAACGGGUGGUUUUCCUGGAACCCGUGCACGAACCAAAACACAGUCAGAACGGGAAAGUAAAACUGUUUCCUAAUGACAAUAUCAUUGCUGAGAGUAUCUUAAAAACUACUCGAAUAAAAUCUGACUCCGAUUCUGUCAACUCCGUGUUCUCAGAUACACCUUUCAUGCCGUCAACUUAGUUUGCUGCCUGUGUUUGUAUCGUGCAGUUACAUUUCUGAAUACCUCCUUUGCUUGUAGCAACCGUCAGGAAAAACAAAUAAAAAGAGAGAAAAUGUUUUA
Aptenodytes forsteri (emperor penguin) is the source of this 1736-nucleotide messenger RNA. It is a transcript of the gene AMIGO2, whose product is annotated as adhesion molecule with Ig like domain 2. Bases 71 to 1636 code for a protein of 521 amino acids. The record is from RefSeq and is a predicted model, not a curated record. The transcript has a single exon. Gene Ontology annotation, biological process: brain development. Gene Ontology annotation, molecular function: protein binding. NCBI's taxonomy places the organism in Eukaryota, Metazoa, Chordata, Aves, Sphenisciformes, Spheniscidae.